Messenger RNA from Limanda limanda (common dab), 846 nucleotides. RefSeq names its product free fatty acid receptor 2-like. Lineage: Eukaryota; Metazoa; Chordata; Actinopteri; Pleuronectiformes; Pleuronectidae. Gene Ontology annotation, molecular function: G protein-coupled receptor activity. Gene Ontology annotation, biological process: G protein-coupled receptor signaling pathway; cellular response to fatty acid. Gene Ontology annotation, cellular component: plasma membrane. The transcript has 3 exons. The record is from RefSeq and is a predicted model, not a curated record. The annotation marks the transcript as partial.
UUGCCCAUCUCUGUGAACAGCGAGGUGAUUCUCGCGGUGUACAUAAUAACCUUCGUGAUUGGCUUCCCAGCCAACCUCCUGGCUCUCUAUGCCUUCAGUGUCAAGAUCCAUGUCAAGGCAAAUCCAACAGACAUCCUGCUACUCAAUCUGACCGUCUCCGACCUGCUCUUCUUGAUCAUCCUUCCUCUCAAGAUGUAUGAGGCAGAUUUAGACAUGAAUUGGAAUCUGCCCCAGUUCCUGUGCUCCCUCACAGCCUUCAUCUUCUUCUCCACCAUCUACACCAGCUCCUUGUUGCUGAUGGCUGUCAGUCUAGUUCGCUACAUUGCACUCGCCUUCCCUAUCACCUAUCAUCGGCUGCACAAACCUGUGUAUGCAGUAGUGAUGGGUGCAGUCAUUUGGCUGAUCUCCUUUGCACACUGCAGUAUACCUGCCAUCGCCCUGAACCACCCAUCUCUAGCCAAAGAAACCCUUGAUGGCCAGGCCCAUGCUUGCUUUACGAACUUUACGGAGAAGCAGCUGGAUGUCCUCCUCCCGAUACGUUUGGAGGUUUUCUUUUUUCUCUGCCUUGUACCUCUUGUAAUUUGUGUUUACUGCUACGUGCAAUGCAUCUUGAUCGUGUACAGCCGCCCCAGGAUAUCCCGCAUGCAGAAGCAGAAAGCCAUCGGUAUGGCCUUGGGGACUCUGGUGACUGUCUUCUUAAUUUGCUGGGUCUCAUGGGACCGGGGGGCUCUGGAGCCCCGCCGCCCGGCUUGUUUUUUUCCGGGGAGCGAUUUUAAGGUCCCCCGCCCGCACCGCAGUCACCAGCGAGAUGAGCUCGCUCUGUGUUUCCGCCACGUGAAGACGUGA